Vitrella brassicaformis is the source of this 1785-nucleotide messenger RNA. The record is from the annotation of a GenBank genome assembly. Lineage: Eukaryota; Vitrellaceae.
UUUGACUCCACGAGCUCGCCAUUUCAGGAUCUGCCCGUGUCUUUGUGCGUCUUUCUGCGUCAUGAUGCCGUCCACGCUGACCUCCGUCACCGCCCUCUCCUUGCUGCUGUGCGUUGCAUCUUCAUCUCCAUCGCUUCCUCUGCGUCGCACCAGUGUGGCUGCCUUUGCACCGCCACAUGCACCAACACCAACAGCAGCAUCAGGCUCAGCCCAAGGAGCCCUCUUCGGCAACUCAUCAUCACGCAGCCUGAGCAGGGACAGUGGUGUGGCUCGACGGGCAGCCGCGACGCUCACCACUGAGGCCGACAGGGAUGUCGAGACGCUGGAGGAGAAGAAGCAGAUGGCGGGGCUGGAGAGGUGGGACCCACAGGUACGUGUGUGUGGCCACCUGCAAGUGGUGUGUGCAGCACCCACUGGCUGAGCGUCGGGUGUCUGUCUGCCUGCCUGUCUGUCUGUCUGUGUGCAGGUGUGGGUGGCGCCAGCGGUGCACAACAGGAACAGCGUGCGGCUGCUGGCCUUGCUGUCCACCCUCCUGCUGGCCUCGGGCUCCACCGUCUUCGUCUCCAAGCAGCUGACGCUCUUCGUCCACUUGCUGGCCUAUGCCACCUGGCUUGGCAGCGUCAUCUACACCACUUUCGUUGCGGUAUGCACACACACACAAAGAGAGAGAGAGGGAGAGAGAGGGAGGGAGAGAGGGAGGGAGGGAAGGGGGAAAGGAGGGAAUUGGCCAGUGUACGCCCCUGUCUCCCUCUUGUGGUGUGAUGGUUUUGGUGUUUGCCAGGGAAUCACCAUGUUUCGCAACCUGCCGCGCAAGACGUUCGGGCGGCUGCAGUCGAAGCUCUUCCCGCUCUACUUCCAGCUCUGCACCGGGAUGCUGAUCGUGCUGCUGACCACAGGCGGGGCGAGCGUCCUGCCCAAUCGGGCCAUGAUGGCCAACCUCGCUGUGGCUCUCGUCAUGACGCUCGCCAAUCUUUUCGUCCUCGAGCCGAAAUCCACUGAGAUAAUGUUCAAGCGGUAGACGCAGGCAGACAGGCUUGAUGGUGUGUUGUCCUCUCUCUCUCUCUGUGUGUGUGUGUGUGUGUGUGUAGGUAUGAGAUGGAGGACCAAGGCAGGAAGGACGACCCGGAGUAUAAGGCGCUCGCCAAGGGUUUCGGCAAGUUCCACGGGCUCUCUUCGCUGACCAACCUGAUCGCCUUGUGCGGCGGGGUGGCCCACGGGUGGACUCUCGCCUCUCUCAUCGGAGCAUAGCACAGCACCGAAGGAGCGAGAGAGUGGUGGCCGAGCCAGAGGGUUUUCUCGGUCUGUGUAGCUGUAGCGUUGUGUAUCACUGUCUUGGGAGUAUCUCUCUAUAGGGCCUGGCCUGCUGCCGAUGGGCGGCAUACGCCCUGUUUCUUGUGUGUGCGAGGGAGAUCGGGUGCUGGCUGAGUGGAAAGGAAGGAGUGGGCUAAGCCUGCUGAUAGAUGAACAGACAGACAGACAGAGAGACGGACGGACGGACGGACGGGAGGAGGGAGUGCUGCUUGAGAGAGUCAGUCAGUGGACGGCCGCCGCACAGCCCCAUUCCACGGUGGUGGCGCACGGGCGCAAUGGAUGCAACCACCGUCCAAUUGCAGUCGUGUGUCACAUGCACGGAAUGCCGCUGUGGGAUGGCUGUCCGAGACACAGAAGAGAGGGCAGAUUGGUGUUGCUGUGUGCAGAGUACGAAGCAAAUCUCUGAGCCGUUGACGAUAUUGGACAAAUCAUCCAUGCAUGCUGUCCAUCCCGCAAUGAAUGACGCGCAGCAGC